AUGUCCGAAGGAGGAAUAGAAGAGAUAAAAUUGGGAAGUCCAAAUACGAUUAUUGAGGAAAUGACACUCUGCGGAAGUCCCUCGUGGAUUGAUUUUAACGGAAAUACGGUCACUAGCAUGGUCGAUCAAACCAUAAACAAUGACCAUACCUCGACCGGAAACAAAAACAAAGUUCAGCAGAAUGCUAAUCGUCCGAACAAUAGUAAUAACAAAAGCAAACAACCCCAGAAUAAAAAUUAUCAGAAUCAAAAGAUUCAAAAAAACCAAAAAUCAAACUUUCGUUCGCAAUCACAGUCACAGUCACAACAAUCACCUACUAUAUCUCGGUCUGCUUCUUUUCCGCUCCCGUCACCUUCUAGCCAGUCAUCUUCUCAGAAUACUAAUUAUCAGAAAAAUCCUCCUCGAAUAUUUUCGGGUACAGUUCCUCAGAUAUAUGCACCUCCUUUUAAUGCUCCGUUUUAUCAAAAUCCAUAUGAUCUAUCGCUAGUUUCAAUGCAAUCUCCCGUAAUCUCCCCGGAUGUUCCAAUAACUCACCCUCUUCCGAACACUUACGUGAACGUGCCUCCAGAAUGGAAUCCUGUGGCUGGACCAUAUGGGAGGAUGACCCCUCGAAAUUUAUGGCCUGGGGAGGUGUUCAAUGGGCCUAUACAAUCAACUGGUACACAAGGGGAGGGAAGUUUAGCGCAAUAUGGGACAGUACCUGUGCUCCCGCAUGGGCAGCAGGGAG
Molecule: messenger RNA, 727 nt
Organism: Paraglomus occultum
Lineage: Eukaryota; Fungi; Glomeromycota; Glomeromycetes; Paraglomerales; Paraglomeraceae
Source: the annotation of a GenBank genome assembly